Messenger RNA from Gigantopelta aegis, 5838 nucleotides. RefSeq names its product lysine-specific demethylase 2A-like. Gene Ontology annotation, molecular function: DNA binding; histone demethylase activity; protein binding. NCBI's taxonomy places the organism in Eukaryota, Metazoa, Mollusca, Gastropoda, Neomphalida, Peltospiridae. The transcript is spliced from 16 exons. Gene Ontology annotation, biological process: regulation of transcription by RNA polymerase II; protein demethylation. The coding region runs from base 265 to 4218 and encodes 1317 amino acids. The record is from RefSeq and is a predicted model, not a curated record.
ACGUGAUGGUUGUAACUUUUAUGCUUAGGUUGUUUGUAUAAGACACGUCUGUUAGAAAUUUUACAAAAUUUAUUGAUUACCUUGCAGUGCACGGGUUUUAAAUUUUGAAAUGAAACAAAGACAUAUUUCUUGUUUUCAUGUUUAUUUUAUUACAUUAAUGGUUUGAUAAACAGAAUCGGGGUCACUCGUAUUCGCGGCGUGUUUAUUAUUAUACAUUUGUAAGAAAAUGACAUAUUUCUGAAAUAAAACAUUAAAAUUAAUAAAAUGCAAGACGAAAGUGAAACAAAGGCGGGAAAUCCAUCGAAUAAGUUCAUAAUCCAGACAAGGAACAAGGAGCGCCGUCUAUAUGCAGAUUUUGAUAUUGAUGAUGACGAAAUUGAAGGGAAGAGAACCUACAACAUUGAGCAGAAGCUGCGACAAAAUACAUACAAAGGAGAUUAUUUGCAGUUCAUGAAAGGCGAAGACUUCACAUUGAAGUAUAUGCAAGAAAAUGGUUUGAAGAAUCCAAUUCUCUUUAAGGAUAAGAAGGGUCUGGGAAUGAGAAUUCCCAGUGAAAACUUCAAAGUCAGCGAUGUGAAGCAAUGUGUUGGUAGCCGACGUGUGUUGGACGUGAUGGAUGUGACGACACAGAAGGCGAUGGAAAUGACGAUGAAGGAGUGGGUCGCGUACUAUGAAAACCCUCAGCGAGACCGGCUACUCAAUGUGAUCAGUCUCGAAUUCUGCCACACCCGCCUUGAAAACUAUGUCGAGUCACCAACACUAGUGCGUCAGAUUGACUGGGUAGACCAGGUGUGGCCUCGUUAUUUGAUAGACUGUCAAAAGGAAUCCACAAACGUCAUCGAGAAAAUGAUGUAUCCAAAAGUCAAAAAAUACUGUUUGAUGAGUGUUGCUGGGUGUUACACAGAUUUUCACAUUGAUUUUGGAGGUACCUCUGUGUGGUAUAAUAUCCUACAUGGUGAAAAGAUUUUCUGGUUGAUUCCUCCAACUGAUGAGAACAUUGAAACCUACCAGAACUGGGUGCUGUCGGCCAAACAGGGAGAUGUCUUUCUUCCAGACGAAGUGGAAGAUUGUCAGAAAGUCACACUCAAAGCCGGAGACACUUUAAUCAUUCCUUCUGGUUGGAUCCAUGCUGUAUUUACACCCAAGGACUCUUUGGUGUUUGGAGGAAACUUUCUUCACAGUUUUAACAUUCCAGAACAAUUGAAGGUGUUUGAAGUAGAAGAGAAAACACAUGUUCCUCACAAGUUCAGAUAUCCAUUCUACCUUGAAAUCAUGUGGUAUGUGUUGGCGCGGUAUCUGUGCUGUGUUACUGGUAAAGCCUACGUCAAAGUGCCAGAGAACUAUGACCAAGAUGAUUGGGCACAUUCUCCAGCUUCUAUGAUCACAUCCGACGAAUCUCGACCGCCAUCUCAGAAUUCGAAUUCAAGACCAUCAUCAAGAAACCAGGACGACAUAAUAAACUUCAAAACUGAAAUUGGAGAAACUUUAAUAAAAAACGUGAAAGUCGCAUUGAAGAGACUUGACGACUCUCUUAUUAAAUCGUAUGGUGAUGAAGAAUUGCAAGCAAAACCGAAAAGGUUGUCCAAGAAGUCUUCUUCUAGGGAUACAAAAUCGGAUAAAAAGACAACGAAUGAUUCUGAUGGCUCUGACAAGAAAUGGGUUCAUCUCACAAAAUGGGAGUUGGAAGGACUCAUUCAGCUUGUGGGGAAGGUUCAGACUUUUCCACUUCAUAAAAGAGGGGUGCCUAAAGAUUUGUCAGAUCCAGAUGGCUUGCUUGUUGAUAUCAAGCAAAUGCUCAGAGAUCAUAUGAAUGAUAAUCCGGAAUUUGCCAUCACUGGAGAACCUAGCUGUUGGAUGCCAGAGUCUCAAAAGAAGACGAAGAGUCGAACCAUGAAGACACCAAAGGUUAAGUCUCAAAAAGCAUCGUUUUCUGGCGGUCCGAAGCGGCGGCGUGUGCGCUGUAAGAAGUGUGAGCCGUGUACAAGGACCGAGUGCGGAGAGUGUAACUUCUGUAAGGACAUGAAGAAAUUUGGUGGUCCGGGACGCAUGAAGCAGACCUGUAUCAGCAGACAGUGUAUGGCACCUCUGUUGCCAAGCACGGCUGUGUGCGACAUCUGUCACGGAGAUGAGCUGGUGAAGGAUGAGGAGACCGGGGACAGGGUCUCCACCCUGAUGGAGUGUGGAAUUUGCUGGAGCAUCGUGCACCCCCCGUGUCUGGCGGAGAAAAACCCCGAGCUCCACAGCGAGGGAAACAUCAACGAAGACUCGCCCAACACGUGGAUGUGUUCCAAGUGCUGUCAGGAUGGCAAAGAAGCACAGUUUAGGAUGCGCACAUACCCUGGUGGAAUCCCGAAAACCGUGGGUAACCAAAGGGAAUCAACAGACGGUGAUGACGUAAAAGUGAAAUCUAAAGUCCCUAAAACCAUUGCCAUUGAUGUUAAAGCUGUUGAAGGCAAGAGAGUUGUCUGCAAGGAAAUGCCACCAGUUCUUGAGCCUGAAACUGAUCUGACGGAUGACUUACAAUCGGAAAUAUCUGAACCACCUUUGUUAACCCUGGAGGAAAUUAGUCCCAACCUUGACCUUGACAGUCACUUGGUAAAACAAGACAAACUGAGAGAGAGAACAAUCAAGAAAGUGCUGAAGAGAAAAGCGAAACAGUUGCUGGAGCAGCUCCCCAAGCAGACAUCGCAAAGGAACAAACUGAAGAAAAUGAAAAGAAUACAUUCAGUGGUGAGAAGAAGAGGUCCCAUGCUGAAGGCAACUCUGUCUGUGUAUGGUGAGGAAGAGGCUGUUCACAUUCCCAGAGGCCGAUCGGCUCGCAAUGUCGUAAACUCGUACUCAUCAUCCUCUGAUGAUGAAGACGACAGCAUUGAAGAUGUCGCCCCUACCAUCAUUAAGAUGAGCAGUCCAAGAAAAGUGACCACUGUUUCGGAUGAGAAUGACGGGGACGUGGCGAGAAAACGGCCGAGAAGAGAGGGCCCCUUCCCUGGAAGACAAGGCCGUGGAGUAGAGCGACCAUCGAUCCCAAACAACCGACCCACGCUGAGACCAAGAUUAGGAAAUUCCAUCUCUCUGCCAAACACCAGACCUCGACGAAAACGAACAUUGACAGAACCAGAGGAUGGUGGCACAGGAAAAAAUCCCAAGUCUUCAAAGGGAAGAGGAUUACCUGGGCAAGACCGACCGCGAGAUCAGGGUAGAAAUCCAGAUAAGACAAGCAGAGAUAAGUCUGAAUCGUUUCCAUCAAGACCACAGAGAGGUGACGGAGAUAAUCCUGGUCAGGGUGGGAAUGGGAAGGAGAUGGGCGACAAAGAACAGCAUGUGGUAAGACCUGCCCCUAUACCUCCCCCUCCUGAUGAAGUCCUCAUGCCCAACGGUAAGAAGCAUCCACUGAAUCGUGCCAUGUGGAUGAAAAUCUUCUACUAUCUCCAGCCUUCGGAUCUGGCCCGAUGUCUCUGUGUCUGUCAGACGUGGAACCGAUGGGUCAUUGAUCGCAGCUUGUGGAAGAAAAUUGUUCUUUCCAAGAAGAAAAUUGUGCAGGAAAUCCUUGCUGGCGUGGUCAGACGGCAGCCAGAAGUGUUGCUGCUUAAUCAGUCGAGGAUGACGAUCAAACAGCUGUCGUGGUUACUUGCCCGUCUUCCACAGUUGAGAGAACUGGAUCUUUCGUACCUGUCUUGGGCGACCAUCGGAGCUCUGUGCUCCUGUUCGUGUCCUCUUCUACGGUCUCUGACUUUAAACUGGGCAUGCGGAAUCUAUGAAAAGUGCUUCACCGACCUGAUCCUGCCACCUGUGGAUAGACUUCCGGCUGUGAAUGAUGUGAGCCGUCUGCACCUGCUGACCAAUCUGUCCAUUGCUGGUACAGAAGCCACUGAUCACACUCUGGACUUGAUAACUCGACACAUUCCUCAGAUUAAGAAGCUCAACCUCAGCUACUGCAUGAGAAUCACGGACAAGGGAGUAGAGAUACUCUUCGGUCAGACCAGUCCUCUAAAAGCCACACUGAAGGAGAUCGAUGUCUCGCGCUGUGUCCAGCUGACGGACCAGGUGUUUUCAGCGCUCAAGAAAGGUGCCGCUCUGGAGUUCAUCAACUUCAGGGCCUGUGAGAAAAUAUCUCAACAGAGUUGUCAGAAAUUUGCUGCUGCAUACAUUUUCCGUCCAAUGACUGUGCUGGCUGACAAGAUGAUUAUUGCUAGUCAGACCAGUAGUCAGAAUAUGUAAAGGACAAUGGUUGGAAUAAGAGUUUGAAUUUUUGAUUGAAUGAAAAUAUUUUUCAGUCAUGGCAGAUGGGUUUAUUUUUUGUGUGAAAUGUUUUUCACAGGCAAGACAGAAGGGUUUAUUUUUUGUGUGAAAUGUUUUUCACAAUCAAGAUGGAUGCAUGUAAAAUGAAGUUAAUUAUUAUUUGUUUUUGUCAUUAUGAAGUAAUUCAACAAAUAGAUGAACAAAAUUUUGAGUUUAUACAUUCAGUUCUUAGACAAUUGGAUUGACAUGGAAUAAUUCAUACCUGACGAUUUUGUAAUAUUCAUUAGGUGGAGUUUGGAUAAGUUUGACACUGUGUGUCAUUAAUGGAAAGUUUUUGUUUGGGUUUUUGUAGGGAUUGUAGAUAGUAUCUUGUUUGUGUCAUAGUCUACUAGUCUUGAAACUAGAUUGACUUGAGGUCCCAAGUUUGUACUUGUAUUUUAUUAAAAAACAAUCAGAGACCAUGUUUAAACCUACAUAAUAUAGACACACCAAAACCAUUAAUAAUUUGAAAUAAUAAAUAAUAUCUUUAAACCUUUGAUACUUAACUUAUGCACCAAAACCAUUAAGAAUUUGAAUUAUUUUUUUAUAAACCUUUUAUGCAUAAUUUAUAAAUCUACAGGCAAGAUUAAAAUGAGUGUAAUUUUAAAUAUUUGUUCUAGAUACAGUAUAUGAUUAUCAUAGUAACUAAAAUGAUGGUUGAAAGUCUAUAAAUUGAUUCCAAAAUUGUUGUAAAUUUUACUAUCUGGUGAUGUAUUUCAAGAUUAGUUCCAUUUUAGUUUUACUAGUGUGACUAUUAUACUUGCUUUGAAAUAUUGUACAUUUUAUAGGUUUCUCCACCAUAUGAACCAAGAAUUGAAUUGAAAAAUAACAGUAACUUAAAUUUUGGACAAAGGCUCAAACUAACGGUCUAGACUCUUCUUAUUGCUAUAUGAUUACCCGGUAAAGUUUUUAGGGACCGGUCCAGAUGGGGACCAAGAAUUUGAUUCCUACUCCUUUACCUUCUAGACUCUUAUUGCUAUAUGAUUACCCGGUAAUGUUUUUAGGGACCGGUCCAGAUGGGGACCAAUAAUUUGAUUCCAACUCCUUUACCCGUUUUGCUUUUUUGUUUCUUUUUAGUUUGUGAAAUGUUACGUAUUUUUCAUAAUUAAAAUCAUACCUUUUAGUCUUGGUGACGAGUGCUGUCAAGAUGCAGAAAAUAAUUUAUCAGAGACUAUGAAAAUAUUGCUAUUUAUUGUUGGCCCAAAUUUUGGACAUUAUUAUCCCACCAUAACUUUGUGGUGAUUGUGUAUUCUAGUCUAAUACUAAAUGUUUUCAUCACUGCCUUCAAGAAAAGAUAGCAGAAGUGAACAAUGUGAAUUAUGUUUCUAAUCAAGAUUUUCAUACUUUUAUAUCUGUACAUGUAUAUACUUGUAUAUUAUGUAUUUUCUACGAUUUUCAUUUCUUGCAACAGUUUUGCUUUAAAAAAAAAAAUUAAGAUUUUUUCCCAGUUAAUAAAAUGGGUAAAGUUAUUUCUAAUAAACAAAAUUGAUUACCAGUAUUUCAUUUGCUAUGCCAUAUUAUUUCCCCAACAUACAAGUUGUAAAAUGUUGGUGUUGGGGG